Molecule: messenger RNA, 539 nt
Organism: Nymphaea colorata (pocket water lily)
Lineage: Eukaryota; Viridiplantae; Streptophyta; Magnoliopsida; Nymphaeales; Nymphaeaceae
Product: NADP-dependent malic enzyme-like
Exons: 5
Coding region: 51-470 (139 amino acids)
Biological process (GO): pyruvate metabolic process; malate metabolic process
Cellular component (GO): chloroplast
Molecular function (GO): malate dehydrogenase (decarboxylating) (NAD+) activity; malate dehydrogenase (decarboxylating) (NADP+) activity; NAD binding
Source: RefSeq, a predicted model, not a curated record
UUCUCCGCCUGUGCUCGCUCCUGCCGCCCUGUGUGUGCUCUCUGUGUUUGAUGGGCCCUGGUUACAGCCACACCAAGCCAAGCACUUGCCCUGUUGUCGGCAUCACACCGCUAUCCUCUGCUCCUCGCUCAUUUCUUCCGGCGAUCAUCCAACCAGGGACUCGACAAAAGUUUGAAGACUUUGCCAAUCACAAUGCAUUUGAGUUGCUUGCAAAGUAUGGGACUACACAUCUCGUCUUCAAUGAUGAUAUACAGGGAACUGCUUCUGUUGUUCUUGCUGGGCUUAUUGCAGCACUAAAAUUAGUUGGCGGAUCCCUAGCUGAGCACACUUUUCUCUUCCUUGGUGCUGGUGAGGCUGGGACUGGCAUUGAAGAGCUGAUUGCUCUUGAGAUGUCAAGACAGACCAAAGCUCCAUUGGAAGAAUGCAGAAAGAGAAUAUGGCUUGUGGACUCAAAGAUAACGUGGGAUUAACUCUUGCUUCGCCUUCUGCCUUGGGUUUGAACUACCAUCUAAUUUUGACAGUUUCAUUUGUUAUUUUGA